Messenger RNA from Diversispora eburnea, 1304 nucleotides. The record is from the annotation of a GenBank genome assembly. NCBI's taxonomy places the organism in Eukaryota, Fungi, Glomeromycota, Glomeromycetes, Diversisporales, Diversisporaceae.
ACGAAGUUUCAGCCAUAGUUUUAGAUAUAGGUUCGAGUUGGACACGUGCUGGGUAUGCUGGUGAAGAUACUCCAAAACUCGUUUUCCCAACUUCAUAUGGCUAUCUUCCAGAAGAGAAUGUGGAAAAUGAUGGAGAUAUAGUUAUGGGAGAAAAUAGCAACGCGAACCUCGGCAACAGUGAAGGUGAUCCUUAUUAUCCCAGAAGAAAGAAAAGACCUAAAAAGCGUAGAGGGUCAUAUAUUAUAGGAGACGCGGCUAUAACAGCUUGGAGACCUUCCAUGGAAAUUAAAAAUCCUCUUAUUUGGGAUUACAUUUUUUGGGAAGAUCAACUUGAUAUUGAUCCCAAAGAACAUCCAUUGUUUGUGACUGAAGCAGCUUGGAACACGAGAGAAAUUCGUGAAAAGCUUACUGAAAUUGCGUUUGAAAAGUACCAAACCUUGGCUUUUUAUAUAGCUAAGAAUCCUGUUCUCUCCGCAUUCGCAGCGGGUCGUCCAACUGCUAUUGUUCUCGAUUGUGGUGCCAGUAGUACAAGCUGUGUGCCCGUAGUUGAUGGAUAUGUUCUUAAAAAAGGAAUUCAUAAGCAACCAAUUGCUGGAGACUUUCUUUCUGAAUAUUUAUUACAACAAAUUCAAUCAAAUCCUCAAAUUAGUGUGAUACCACAUUAUUUAAUUGCAAAGAAAUUUGUUGUGGAUGCGGACAAACCAUCCAACACAAUUUUGCGAGACCGACCGAAUACGACUGAGAGUUAUCAUAAGUUUAUGCAGAUGAGAGUAUUGCACGAAUUUAAGGAAUCAGUAUGUCAAGUAUUUGAAACAACUUAUGAUGAAUUAGUCAUUUCCGCUCGACCAAUGAAAACUUUCGAAUUUCCUGAUGGCUACAACACAUCUUUCGGUCCUCUUAGGUUCAAUGUACCUGAGACCUUGUUUAGUCCACAAAAAUUUUUAUCACAGUCAUCCUUAGAAGGUAUAGAUGUUUCUUCAUUAUUAGGAGUACAUGAAAUGAUUUGUAAUAGCGUUAAUUCUUGUGACAUCGAUUCACAACCUCACCUUCUAAAUAACAUUAUCCUGACUGGGGGAACCACUCUUUUGCCCGGUUUUACUGAUCGUGUGAAUUAUGAAUUGAGUAUGAUGAGGCCAGGGAGUAAAAUUAAGAUUCAUGCACCGGGAAAUACAAUUGAGCGUAAAUGUAGUAGUUGGUUGGGAGGUUCGAUUCUAGCUUCUUUGGGAACAUUUCACCAACUUUGGAUCUCACGAAAAGAAUAUGACGAUUACGGGAAAUCCAUUGUGGAAAAGAAAUGCGAGUGA